CGUUCCGCAAGUCGCACACGCAACUCGCAAGGCAAGCAAGAGACGCUUCUUCCUCCCUCAACACUCAAAAAUUCAAAAUUUGCACUUUCCCGGCAAACCGGAGACAUGGAAGCCGAAUCGCUGGAAGGUGAAAUUACCCGUCGAAGCAACUUGCAUGGAGAUUCUACCAUUCGAGGCAUGGGAUCUGUUGUUGCUACGGUUAGUGGCUACCACGGUUCGGAGCGGUUCAAACUCAUCAAGCUUAUUAACCAAACUGGUGCAAACUAUGUAGGGACAAUGACUAGAUCGACGACUCAUUUGGUUUGUUGGAAAUUUGAAGGAAGGAAAUAUGAUAUGGCUAGGAGCUUUGGAACAUUAAUAGUCAGCCAUAGUUGGUUUGAGGAUUGUUUGAAGGAAGGGAAACGUCUUCCAGAGCGGCCCUAUAUCAUGCAAUGUGGGCAGAAAGUAGGGCCCUUGAUGUGGAAAGCACCGGUAUUUGCUGGUAAGGAGACUCUAUUCACUAGUAAAAGAGGUAAAGCCUUCAAGGAUCUGACCAAUGUUUGUGAGGACACUGAUGAACUUGUGGAAAUGGCUUGGACCAAUUCUCAUCUGUUAACUCAGAAAUUAUUACCUCGGUUGGAAGAAAGAAAAGGAAGCUCUCUUGUAACUCAGAAAAGCAAAGGUCAAAAAACUUCAAAGCAGUACAGGUCGGGUACUGAAGAUUGUUCUUUUGAGCCGCUUUUAUCUGGCAUGGUUGGAAUGCAACAAGAAUCUAGUCCCCAUCCAUCUUUAUUUUCAAAAAGACAUAAAACAAAUGUUGUCAGUGCUGUUGAAAGCACCAGUGCAGCUGGAACCACUAGAAAAAGCAGACGACUUGUGAAAAAGAAUGCUUCAGGAGGCAUUGUGGAGACUGCAGAUUUGAAUUUUGAAAAAGAAUUUUACUUGACUGAAACUUCUUACAACAUCAAUCAUGCAUCUAAUGAUUCAAAUGCUUUGAGGAAUGAGAACUCAUUGGCAGCCCAAGAAGCAAAUAACAAAAGAGAACAUGGGAAUGGUGAGCUGGAGAACCUUGAAGACAUUUCAGAGUUGAAUGACAUGGAUGUUUCAAAUAGUUUGGAUAGAGUGAGAGAGCUUGUACUUCCCACUCAAGAAAGGACAUCAGAAAAUGUUUGUCCUGAUAUUGAGAAGAAUUUGAAUGAGGAAUUUGAAGAUGUUUUAUCUGGAGAAACAGGUGAAUUACCUACUUCAACAGAUCUAUCAUGUGUCAUAUGUUGGACAGAUUUUAGUUCAACGAGGGGUGUAUUGCCAUGUGGACACCGGUUUUGUUAUUCAUGCAUCCAAAGCUGGGCUGAUCAUAUGGUUUCAAGAAGAAAAGUUUCAACGUGCCCUCUGUGCAAGGCUACAUUUGUGAGUAUCACAAAAGUGGAUGAUGCUGCCUCUUCUGACCAGAAAAUAUACUCCCAGACUAUUCCAUAUGCUUCAGGAGCAACUGAUGUUUUUCUGUAUCCAGAUCGAGAAAUGUCAAAUUUCGGAGCCCAGCCCUUGGUAGUGUCUGUCUGUUUCAAAUGUCGCUUUCGAGAACCUGAAGAUCUGCUAAUAACCUGCCAUCUUUGCCAGAGUAGAUGUGUACAUUCGUAUUGCCUGGACCCUCCUUUGGUUCCAUGGACAUGUGAUCACUGCAGGGGCCUUGGAAUGUUGUAUCAUAGCAUCCGCUAGUUCUAUCCUUCACAUUGAUGUUAUUUGGUUCCAACUGUAAGGAUGUCCCAGUUCUAUAUCAAUUUUGUCCGAAUAAUUGUGAUUUCUCCAGUAUCUCAGCUCAUUCAAUUUGCAAUAUUUAUGUGUUAUACAUACUGUUUC
This is a messenger RNA of Nelumbo nucifera (sacred lotus), 1836 nucleotides long. Its product is annotated as zinc finger (C3HC4-type RING finger) family protein / BRCT domain-containing protein. Lineage: Eukaryota; Viridiplantae; Streptophyta; Magnoliopsida; Proteales; Nelumbonaceae. The record is from RefSeq and is a predicted model, not a curated record.